Messenger RNA from Strongylus vulgaris, 303 nucleotides. Lineage: Eukaryota; Metazoa; Nematoda; Chromadorea; Rhabditida; Strongylidae. The record is from the annotation of a GenBank genome assembly.
AUGGGCUGGUUUGCAGAGCCUGUGAGACCCGAACAGGGUCGCGCUAUAGCCGAACAGAUUGGUGCUUUUGCAUAUCUUGAGUGCUCAGCGAAGACCAAAGAUGUAAGGUAUCCGCGAAGUAUUCGAAAAGGCAACGCAAGCAGCUCUUCAACAGAAGAAGAAGAAGAAGAGCAAGUGCGUGCUGCUUUGAAGAAGCCUCCGCAUCGCUUCGCUUGUUUUGUCUCUCACCUCGUAUGCAUCAUCACUGUGACUACGCGACUUUUUCUUGUUGUACGAGGAGGAACCUUCUUUGAUCCCGUGUAG